CGGUACCUUUCAAAAUUAUAUUGCAGAAUAACAUAACAUAAAAUAACUAUUUGAUUUCAACAAGCUUUAGAAACAAAACAUUAUGAAUAUAAUUGACUUCGAAGUGGAGGAAAUACAGAAAUUGUGCGAAAACACUGUACAAAAUUCUAAAAUUGUUGCAUGCACUAGUGCGGGAUCACCACUCGUGCGUGUGGACAUUGGUGAUAGUAAUUCAUAUAGACAAGUCACUGUUUGCUUGCGUUUUCCUGCCGAUUAUCCCAAAGAACCUAUCCUGGUUGAAAUAAAAAGUCGUACAUUAUCCACAAAAUUUUUGGAUGGGCUUGCAACCCUCAGUGAGAAAAGUGCUCGGGAACAUUUGGGUAAAACACAAGGUUUACAUGUACUCCGCUUUAUACAACAAUAUGUACAGGAUAAUCCACUUUGUGUUUGUUUUGAUGAAAUACAAGAUCUCCGACGUGACUUAGGUGCUCGCGCUACACCAGAUCAAUUAAAAUUAAAACAACGUCACUCGAUUGUACAACUAACAGCCAAAGGUGGCGAAUACUAUUACAAAGUGAGCGCAUUUAUACCGGAAGAUUACCCAAGGCAGUGUGUACAAUUACAGCAGCAAGAAACAAAUUUGCCAGCAAUUUUGCUCCGAUAUUUAAAUGGUCAGUCGCGUGAAAUUGCCCGUCAAUGUGUAGAGCAACCUUUACGUUUAAAUACAAAGGAACAGAGGGCAUUUCAGCCUGUUCCAAGCUUGUAUCGGGCUCUCAAAUUUUGUCUUGCAGCGACAUUCGAUUUUCAUGCGGAAUUAUGUCCUAUUUGUGACAAAGAAGUGCUCCCAAAGCAACCGUCCGAACUGGAGUUAGAUGACAGCAAGGAUGCAUACGUAGAGCGUGUAUAUUGUGGGCAUCUCUUUCAUCAGGGAUGUCUUAAACAAUACCUGCAACAACCACCAUUUCCAAAAGGUGGCAAAUUAUGUCCAGCUAAGAAACGACAUCCGCGUUCUGAUGCCAAAUACUAUCUGGGUGGUGCAAGUAGUAAAGGAAAACAACCUAUAGUGACGGCAGAUAAUGGUGGUACUUGUGGCAUUCGUUUAGCGCAUGAUCGUUGGGUUGUCAAUGUAAAAUUAGCGGAAUCGCGUUGGGCUCAAAAACAAGCUCGCGAACGUGAACUACAGGAAGUAGUUGACUUUUUGAAAUAGACAUUUGUGCCUUUCUUAAAAUAAGAGUAAAACGGUUCAUUUAGUAUUUAGUAAAACAUGUGGAAUUAUUUUUAUAAAUGUGAUGUUAACUAGGUUUUUUUUCAUAGAUUAAAUAAUGAAUUAGCUGUAAAUAAAUAAUUGUUUUAUAUCUUAUAUAUUCUUUAA
Messenger RNA from Ceratitis capitata (Mediterranean fruit fly), 1351 nucleotides. RefSeq lists its product as hypothetical. The transcript has a single exon. The record is from RefSeq and is a predicted model, not a curated record. Lineage: Eukaryota; Metazoa; Arthropoda; Insecta; Diptera; Tephritidae. The coding region runs from base 83 to 1186 and encodes 367 amino acids. Gene Ontology annotation, molecular function: protein binding.